AUGCAUCCGUAUGGCCUCUCUCCAGACCUCACAAUCAAGGUUUUCUCUAUGCUUGAUACACGAAGCGUAUUCUGUGCUGCAGCUACCUGUUCGUUUUUUCAGAAGUGCGCCAUAGAUCCUUUGUGUUAUAUUAAUAUUGAGUUGGGUACUUUAGAAUCGAAGAUCAAACCCAACAAAGACCCCAAGACCAAAGAUGCUAUGGUAUCUACAAUCAUUCAACGAGCUGGAAGUGCGAUUCAGUCUAUUAAGCUUGAUAUAAAGUGGCCUUAUAUCAGCGAAGCUGAUGAUGAUGAGCAGUGGGAAUAUAUGGAGGGCCCACCUUUCUUAACAGGCUGUUGCUUGAGUUCAUUGUGUGCGAAUGGUGGUGUAGCUGGGACAAUUAAGGAAACACUUUCUGAGGCACUUUCUGCAUCUUUGUCGGUUUGCCAUUCUCUUGUCCAACUAAAAAUUGUGGACAUGAAUGCUCAUAUCAGUCAUACAAUGGAGUCCGUGAGUAGACAUUGUCGCUUGCUAGAGCUUUUUAUCUUCAAAUUUUGCGGAGGCCCACCUGAUAUGUUAGAAACCUCGGUGUGCAAAGAAUUUGUGGUCAACUGCCCUAAGAUAACCACUUUGGCAGUGCAAACAUGCAUACUGUUUCCUUGUGUAGCUUUCGAGCUGGUGAAGGGGUUUAACGAGUUAAAAUAUGUCGACUUCACAAAUUGUUUCUCACUCACUGGUGCCUUUUUAGAGGACCUUGCCACGGAAGGUGGUGGAAAUAGUUUGGAGGUGAUGAUUUUAAAGGGGUUGUAUAGUCUUGAUAAAGUGGGAGUUGAGAAGUUUAUGGAAGCUCUUGUUGCAGGAAAGUGCAGGCAACUAAGACAUCUGGUUAAUUUCCACAUAUUUUUUGUUUUCGGUGGUACUUAUCCGUUAUAUUCUUGA
Molecule: messenger RNA, 918 nt
Organism: Lactuca sativa (garden lettuce)
Lineage: Eukaryota; Viridiplantae; Streptophyta; Magnoliopsida; Asterales; Asteraceae
Product: F-box protein SKIP17
Molecular function (GO): protein binding
Source: RefSeq, a predicted model, not a curated record